CCUCUGCGUGUAGCCAAGGAGACCUUGACGACACUUCCUGUGCUCCGCCUCCUUUUCGGGAGGUGAAAGGUCAGGGGUGUCACGGUGUCCUCUUGUCACACACACACGUGGGUAUCUGCAGGACCAUGUUCUCCACACUGUCCCGAGCUCUCUUAUCCGCCACACGGGUAGCGGCCGUACGGCCCCAACAGCUGCUGAGCUCUUUGUGCACCGGACGAUCCUUCUCACGCUCAUUAUGUUUGCUCGGGGGGAAUCCGGGGCUCAGGCAGACUUUCCUGCAUCCUCAACGUGGCUUCCCGGCCGUGUCCUGUGGCUGUGGGGGACUGCACACUGAGGGUGACAAGGCAUUUGCUGAAUUUCUCAAAGAUGAAAUCAAAGAAGAGAGAAAGAUCCAGAAACAUAAGAACCUUCCCAAAAUGUCUGGUGGGUGGGAAUUAGACAUCAAUGGCACAGAGGCUAAACUGGUCAGAAAAAUAUCAGGUGAAAAGAUUGCAGUUACUUUCAACACAAACAAUAGCAUUCCACCAAGUUUUAAUGAGGAGCCACAAGAAGGUCAGAAAGCUGAGGAGAAUGAGCCUGAGCUUGUGUCUACACCCAAUUUUGUUGUAGAAGUUACAAAACUGGAUACCAACCACACCCUGGUUCUUGACUGUCACUAUCCAGAGGAUGAGGUUGGACAUGGGGAAGAAGAGGAAGAAAGUGACAUUUUUACUAUUCGGGAGGUUAGCUUUCAGCCCACAGGAGAUACAGAAUGGAAGGAGAACAGCUAUACACUUAACACUGAUUCACUUGACUGGGCCCUUUAUGAUCACUUAAUGGAUUUUUUGGCUGACCGUGGAGUGGAUAAUACUUUUGCUGAUGAGCUAGUGGAACUAAGCACUGCUUUGGAGCACCAGGAAUACAUCAAGUUUCUAGAAAACCUUAAAGACUUUGUUAAAUGCUAAGAAGACAUUGAGAAGCAAUCACCUUCUGUUCUAAAGGUUGCGGCCAGAGGAGGAUCUUGUUGCAUGUCAUCUUGCAUAAUGGACAUUUUAAAUCUGUGGGAUGUGUUGUAAAAUCGGACAGAUUUAAAAUUGUGAAAAGGCAAGAGGUUUUUUUUUUUGUUUUUUACAUUCUAUAACAAAUGUCAAAGUAUGUAGAAAACAAAAUCAUCCAUAACAAAAAUGGUGUCUAUUGAUGUAACAAGAUUUGCUUAAACCCACUUAUGUUUAGACAACCCUUUUGUUUUUUUGCUUAUGUAAGGCUUCAUCUAUUAUUUUUUAAUAAAUAUAUUUCAGAAACAGAUCUAACUUCUUAAAACUUAA
This is a messenger RNA of Xenopus tropicalis (tropical clawed frog), 1304 nucleotides long. It is a transcript of the gene c1qbp, whose product is annotated as complement component 1, q subcomponent binding protein. The transcript has 6 exons. The record is from RefSeq and is a predicted model, not a curated record. NCBI's taxonomy places the organism in Eukaryota, Metazoa, Chordata, Amphibia, Anura, Pipidae. Bases 126 to 944 code for a protein of 272 amino acids. Gene Ontology annotation, cellular component: cytoplasm; extracellular region; mitochondrial matrix.